GAGAGGCUUCACUCUGCAAGUCAAAGGGUGAGCUUCUCUUUCUACACGCUUUAGAAAAUUUCCAUUAAUUUAGAAUCUCACCAAUUGACUGUAAGACACCUAAAUGGCACCUCAGCCCAAGGCGAUGUUCUCGAUCCCCAGUGACAGGGUCACCAUGCCGACGCCCACUGCCUCCGUAGCAACCAGGCGUCCUCUAAGAAGUCUGCCCCUUUAUAAGCCCAUUUUUGCCCUCUAAGGUGGUUGUUCAGCAACUCCCUCCUGUUAGAGAUGCUUGGUGGGUGGUGCACUUUUGUUUUUCCCUUGCUGAGGUUAGCACUCGCAGGUGACUGCUUAUGUCCGCCAGCCACAAUUUUGUCUGAAUUUCCUUCCGAGGUGCCCACUGGGGUAUGUUGCCUCAAUUACUCAGGUUCCAUUCUGAGGGUUGUGUCCUGGUCUCUUCUGACCAGCCACUCUGGCAUUCAAAUUCUGGAUCUCUCCAGGUGCAACAUCACCUCACUGGAGGUAUCUACUGUGGGGGAAUCCCUACUGGAGAAGGUCUAUUUAGCUCACAAUAGAAUUGCAGUGUUACCCCCUUACUUUCUGGCAGGACAACACCGCUUGGAGCUGGUGGAUCUGAGCUGGAACAUGCUGGAGGAGCUCCCCGAAGGCUUUCUGCAGGACUCAAACACCAUUCUACAGUUGGACCUGCAGGAGAACAGGCUGCGCUCCCUGCCGGCAUCUGUACUCCAAAGGCCCCUCCUCAGGACUCUGGAGCUUGACAAGAACCCUUGGGAGUGCUCGUGCUCUUUCCUGGAGGUCCUGGAGACAGAGAAGCUGGCGAGGAACCUGACAUGUGCGGCGCCCUGGAACUUGGUGGGUCGUAUGGCGCGAUCAGCCAAACUCAGCGAUGUCUGUCGGCCAGCAAGCCUUACCACACUGUUCGUCGCGCUCCCAAUUUUCAUCCUUGCCACCCUGCUGGUUUGUUGGUGUUGCGGUAGGAAGAGGAGGGAGGUCCCAACAUUAGGAGCAUCCAAUAAACAGACCAGCGCUAGAGGGAUUGGAUCCAAGGGGCACAGCAAACUAUCACAAAAGUCAGAUGACUGCAUCAGGGAAGGAAUUCUGAUCCCAGCUUCUAAGAUUCUGAUACCUACAGACCAAGACGAGGCUGUCCAGCAAAAGUCCGUGGAGACACCCCACCUAGGGUCUGAGGGGAAGGGGCUCAGCAAGUCAGAGCCAGAUGCAGUUAGCGUGACAGAAGUUCUAAAAGACUCAACCGACAGGGAGAAAGCAUACAUGACUCAAUCUACGCAGUACUACAGCUUGGUGCCGGUAAUCCAACUGGAUGACUCAGAUGGGUGACAUUUACAUUGUCUCAAGUACUUUUAAAAGUGGAACAGUCAGCAAAAAACGCUAAAUCUGCCUCCAAUUCGUGCCAGGAUGUUUUUGCAAAAUAAAGUAUUUUCAAAUAUUCACCAGCUACUCCCCCAACAAAGUAAUAGUAUGUCGGUCUCAAAUUUGUAGUAUGAAUCUUGGCUUCAGUCCUCCUGAAUUUAAUUCAGUCUUAACUUUCCAAUUAGUAAUAAUUCUUCAAAUUUCCUAGAGUUACCACGUUUUGGCCUUGUUACUGUGAAUGAAUGUGCCAUUCCGGAACGCACCGCCGUUUUGGUUCAUGCUGUGUCAGCACUGUAUUUCAGGUUCUGCAGCUUCAAGAACACUUCCCAGAUGGAAACCAAUCACACCCAAGUACAACUGGAAUGCCUAAGUACCUCUCACAUUAUGCAAAAAAUUAAAUUAUAUAAUCCAGUGAGGAAAAUAAGUAUUUGAACACCCUGUGAUUUUGCAAGUUAGACUUAGAAAUGAUGGGCGGGUUUGAAAUUUUCAUGGUAGGUGCUUGUCCACUGUAAGAGACAAUCUAAAAAAAAAAUUUUUUUAAAUCCAGAAAUCACAGUGUAUGAUAGAAGUGGUAGAUCCACCAGGGUGGCUUGUGGUGGCAAUUUCCACCCUAAAAGAUAGGUUUGCCAUCCCAGCUGCGGCCCCA
Molecule: messenger RNA, 2017 nt
Organism: Corythoichthys intestinalis (scribbled pipefish)
Lineage: Eukaryota; Metazoa; Chordata; Actinopteri; Syngnathiformes; Syngnathidae
Product: leucine-rich repeat-containing protein 38
Exons: 2
Coding region: 268-1338 (356 amino acids)
Cellular component (GO): plasma membrane
Molecular function (GO): protein binding
Source: RefSeq, a predicted model, not a curated record